Messenger RNA from Carya illinoinensis, 947 nucleotides. Its product is annotated as Golgi SNAP receptor complex member 1-2-like. Gene Ontology annotation, molecular function: SNAP receptor activity. Gene Ontology annotation, biological process: vesicle fusion; endoplasmic reticulum to Golgi vesicle-mediated transport. The coding region runs from base 81 to 800 and encodes 239 amino acids. Lineage: Eukaryota; Viridiplantae; Streptophyta; Magnoliopsida; Fagales; Juglandaceae. The transcript has 6 exons. Gene Ontology annotation, cellular component: Golgi medial cisterna; Golgi membrane; SNARE complex. The record is from RefSeq and is a predicted model, not a curated record.
AGCAAUUUAGAAAGAAUGUGACGAGACUAGGAGCGAAUAGAGCAGCAAGACCCGAAUUUGAAUUUGGGCGAAGAUCCAAUAUGAAGGAUCCGAAUCUGGAGUUGCAGGAGUCGGGUUGGGAGGAGCUGAGGAGGGAGGCCCGGAAGAUCGAGGGCGAUCUCGACGUCAAGCUCUCUUCCUAUGCCAGACUCGGCGCUAGGUUCACCCAAGGAGGUUAUGUAGAUGCUGGUUCCCCUUCUGCUGGGUCCAGCAGAUCAUGGAAGGCCAUGGAAAUGGAAAUCCAAUCCUUGCUUGAGAAGCUACUGGAUAUAAAUGACUCAAUGAGUCGAUGUGCAUCAUCUGCUGCACCCAUGACUUCUGUAACUCAGAAGCUUGCAAGGCAUAGGGAUAUACUUCAUGAGCUCACACAGGAAUUUAGAAGAACUAAGGGAAACGUAAACUCAAUGAGGGAACAUGCAGAACUUUUGAGUUCAGUCAGGGAUGAUAUUAGUGAGUAUAAGGUCUCUGGGAGUAUGUCCCCAACGAUGCCAUUACUACGGGAGAGAGCAGCCAUCCAUGGAAGUAUAGCUCAUAUAGAUGAUGUGAUUGGUCAGGCUCAAACAACAAGGCAAGUUCUGGGCUCUCAAGGGGCUUUGUUUGGAGAUGUUCAGGGGAAAGUGAAGCAUUUAAGUGAGAAGUUCCCCAUAAUUCGCGGCCUACUUGGUUCAAUCAAACGGCGGCGAUCAAGAGACACUCUUAUUCUGUCGGCCGUCAUUGCCGCUUGUACGCUUUUUCUCAUCCUCUAUUGGCUUUCAAAAUGAGUAAAGAUUUGAUUUAUCAUAUCGAAAAUGAUGUUGAUUCUCUGUUGUUUUUUCUUUCCCUUCUAGGAAUUUUGUUCAUGUAAUAUGUUAUAACAAAUCGAUUUAUGUUUCAAAAUCCGGUUUACAUAGCAAUCAUUCUUCCAAACA